Messenger RNA from Xiphophorus hellerii (green swordtail), 3556 nucleotides. It is a transcript of the gene zic4, whose product is annotated as zic family member 4. Gene Ontology annotation, cellular component: nucleus. Gene Ontology annotation, molecular function: DNA-binding transcription factor activity, RNA polymerase II-specific; RNA polymerase II cis-regulatory region sequence-specific DNA binding. The transcript has 2 exons. The record is from RefSeq and is a predicted model, not a curated record. Gene Ontology annotation, biological process: regulation of transcription by RNA polymerase II. The coding region runs from base 1054 to 2706 and encodes 550 amino acids. Lineage: Eukaryota; Metazoa; Chordata; Actinopteri; Cyprinodontiformes; Poeciliidae.
AGCAUACACUCGUUCUAUUUUGGAAUUAAAAGUCUUCGACGGAACCACCUCCCGUGACCCUCAUCUGCUGCCGUCCUUAGGUCUAACGCAAAGGGGGAAAAAAUCGCUCCGAAUCAUAACAACAGGUCUCGUCCAUUACAUUUUUCAUCCUCUCCGGGAGCAUGGCCGCGGGUCCCCCGAAUGGUUCAGCCGCUGAACACACACGGACACGGAUCCGGAUCUCCCUGGGGCUACAGCGGCGAGCCAACUCCGCUGUAGACGCUGCAGAGCAGGGGCGGCUGCAUAUUUUAAUACGAAGCUUCCUCCAAAGCGCUUAACUAUUUUUUUUUUCUUCGGUCUAUUUUAAAGCUCGACACGCGGCGCGAUUCUUUGCACAACUUUUUUUCUACCCCUCCACUACUAUCAACGAUCAUUUUACGUGCGUAAAAUUGUGCGUAAUUCGAGCUUAUAGUCGGGGCUGCGCGCGUUGCGGUUGAAAAUGAAGAUAUCACUGCAUUAUUUAUGAUCGACAUAACUUUAUAAAUAUAUACGUCAAUAUGCACGCUCUUUCAUGUAGCCGCAGAAAGAAAUGAGGGCUGAGGGUGUAUCCUUUAACUUCAGCCUUUGUUUGCUGCCUCAACAUAAAAGGACACCGUAUAUCCGAAUAAACUUUUUAAUAGUUAUAUUCUAUAAUAACCUUUGCAUAACUAUUUUUCGCAAGCGCUGCCUCCAGCACAGAGCAUGCGCACUGGCUGCUCGCUGUCACUAAGACAUUUUUCAUCACGUUGGGAACUGUCACUGGUGACGUCAAUCACAGAGCUCUGACCAAUUAGAGCGCGGGGUGAUUGUUUGGCUCCACGGGCUGCAGCGCCUACCAUGAAUCUCUAUUCAGUAUCAAAGCGUCCUGCUGCUGCCUCUCAACCGAAUGGGAUUCCAUGUUGUCUGCAGAUAGACUUAACUUUAUAAAGUUUUUUUUUUUCUUUAUUUUUUUUUUUUUGCCAUUGCGAUUAAAAUAUAUUUGCCAUCAUCAUUAUUAUUUUGCCUGCUGUCAAGUUAUUCUAAAAUUAGGAAGUAAUGAGCGUGGAUGCUUUGGGAAGCCCCGUGAUGGACCCUGCGUUUUCCAAACGGAACACGGCGCUGAGAUUAGUUGACUUGGCAGGGGCUCACCACCAUCACCAUCAUCACCACCAUACCCCUCAGAGCGUGACAGGCUUCCCGGGGUUCGGCAGCCAUCCACACUCAAUGGCUCACUCGCACCCUGGGGAGAUUACUGCGGAACCCCGCCUGGGGCCGAGUCCAUUCGGGCCAGAACACAUGGGGCACUCCGCGGCCCUCAAAAUCAGCCCAGCCCAUCAUUAUCCCCACCACCAUCACCACCACCACAAUCAUCAUAUGGCAGGCCACAGUGAAGUGGUCUCCAGUCAAACGGGAGCUUUUGGCCCGGUUCAGCCGACGUCGGUCCCUUAUUCUAUGCCCCAUACUGCCCAGGCUCUAUCCGCAGGUAGGGAUUUCCUCAUCCGGAGAGAUCUGACGGCUCAAGCCAUGCCGGUACUGACCGACCAGACUGCUGGUCCAGCUUCUCACCACGGAAUGUUUGUCUCAACAACAGGUAGCUAUCCCGGACACUAUGGUCACCACCCUGACGCAGGGAACCACACCACCCUCUUCUCCGGACUCCACCACGAGCAGCCUUCCAGCGGAUCACCGGGUGGCCAGGCGCUGAAUGGACAAAUAAGGUUAGGACUACCUGGAGAAAUGUACGUUCGGUCUGAUCACUUGAGUCAAGUAGCAAGCUCCAGGGCUGAUCCCUUCUCCGCCUCGCCUCUGCACGGCUACGGCGGUCUGAAUCUAAACAUGAAUCUCGGCGCUCACCACCACCACCACCACCACCACCCGCACCAUCCCCACCACCACCACGGAGGACCGGGGGCUUUUUUCCGCUACAUGAGGCAGCCGAUAAAGCAAGAGCUGAUUUGCAAGUGGCUGGAGCCGGAGCACUCGCCCAAGAAACUCUGCUCUAAAACUUACAGCACCAUGCACGAACUCGUCACGCAUGUGACGGUGGAGCAUGUCGGAGGACCGGAGCAGGCGAACCACAUUUGCUUUUGGGAAGAGUGUCCGAGGGAAGGCAAGCCGUUUAAGGCGAAAUACAAACUGGUGAAUCACAUUCGAGUACACACCGGUGAGAAACCGUUUCCCUGCCCCUUCCCUGGCUGCGGUAAAGUGUUUGCAAGAUCCGAGAAUCUAAAAAUUCAUAAAAGGACACACACAGGCGAGAAACCCUUUAAGUGUGAAUUCGACGGCUGCGACCGACGCUUCGCCAACAGUAGCGACAGGAAGAAGCAUUCCCACGUGCACACCAGCGACAAGCCCUACAACUGCAAAGUUCGGGGCUGCGACAAGUCCUACACGCACCCCAGCUCCCUGCGGAAGCACAUGAAGGUGCACUGCAAGUCCCCCCCGCCCAGCUCGGGCUAUGAGUCGUCCACUCCCUCUCUGGUGUCCCCGUCUUCGGACUUGGGUCGGGAGCCAGCCGGGGGGCCGUCGAUGGUGUCAGAGCCGCCGGUGGGGUCAUCUCAGCAGCAGCAGCCAGCUAAUUUAAGCGAGUGGUACGUGUGCCACAGCUCAGGUGCUAGCGGUGGCCAGACACCACCCAGCGGCCACUCCACACCCGACCCUUCGGAGGAACCUGCUUACAGGAACCCCCAGCCAAGGGACGCGUUUUGAGUUCCUCCCCAGCACUCAUUUCCAAACACUCAACUUCUAAAAUGGUUUGGCUUUAGUGCCUGUAUACCUGUGAGGGCCCUCUGGGCCCUUCCCCCCCCACCCACACACCCCCAAUCCCUUGUUUUGUUGUGGAUAAGCCACCAAAACUGGUACUCAGAGCCAAGAGACUCACUUAACUGCAAUGGAUGGAAAAUGCGCAAUCCUUCCAGCUUUCAAGUAACAGGAGCAUAUAUUUUAUUAUUAUUAUUAUUAUUAUUAUUAUUAUUAUUAUUAUUAUUAUUAUUAUUAUUAUUAUUAUUAUUAUUAUUAUUAUUAUUAUUAUUAUUAUUAUUAUUUUGAAGUUUAUCCAAAACUGAUGGAUGGGUGCUUCCCCUGCGAGCUGUUCCACUUGUCGAGAGAGUCGUGUAAAUCUCAUUAGACUAUGUCGUACAUUAUUGUAGGCUGUAAACAUGAGGGUGUGCAACUUUUUUUUUUUUUUUUUUGUAAAAAAAACAACAACAAAAAAAAAAACAACAAAAGAAAAUCCUUUCUGCCUUCAGUAUGAUUUUUUAAUUUAUUUUUCAAUCGGACAUGGAGGUAUUUUUUAGGAUCGAACCAAAGUGCAUGUUUUCAAAACCGGAGCAGAGUUGUACAUUUGUAAAUUUUGUACAAGUUUCAAUGUGUUUGGAUGUUGACUAGAUUUGUAAGGAGCGGUUUACAUCUUUUUGUAUUAUUUUAUUUGCAAUGGAUUUGUGCAAAAAAAAAGGGAGAAAAACAACCCCCCGCCCCCAGCUGUUUCAUAAGCUUAAAGUAUUUCGUAUAUGACGUCAAUUAUAAAUGUUUUAUCAAAGUAAAAAAAAAAAAAAAAAAA